Heteronotia binoei (common prickly gecko) is the source of this 1238-nucleotide messenger RNA. RefSeq lists its product as uncharacterized. The coding region runs from base 1 to 1173 and encodes 390 amino acids. The record is from RefSeq and is a predicted model, not a curated record. The transcript is spliced from 5 exons. NCBI's taxonomy places the organism in Eukaryota, Metazoa, Chordata, Lepidosauria, Squamata, Gekkonidae.
AUGUCCCAGGACGCGACGCGCCACACAGAGCAUGCGCCCGCCUCCCUGCGCACAGCCCUAUGGUUCCUGGAGCAGCUUUGCUCCAAAGAGCCUUCCAGGGGCGACCCCCACCCCCAGAGAGCAGGGAGCGGCCUGAGGCCCAGUCAGCUGCGUGUGGUUCGACUACCUGGGCUGGGGGUCGUUGGCCAGCUGAGAACAAUGCGCUUGGCAAGCAGCUGCCGCGCAGCAGAGCCACCCAAGGGAGCAGCAACCUCGCGCCGGCCCAGGCGGCAGCACCGCUCUUGGGACUCCCUCCUCCAUCUCCCGCCCGGGGCCGCUCGGGCUUGGCGCUGCCGGGCUCAGGCACACGCUCCUGCAAGAGUCUCGGCGCGGCGCAAGGAGGGCGUGGAGAGGUGGCGCUGCGCUUCUCGCUUAGCCUUCCCCCAGAGGCAGUGCGGGUGCUGCAGCGCUGAAGUCUGGAGAAGCAGCAGCAGCAACGAGUGCGGACCCCCAGGCACGCCUCGCCCGAUGCGGCAAAGCCUCUCCUGGCGCCAGGCUCCAACACCGGCUCGGGAGCCUCGCGAGAAAGACUGCCACGUAGAUGACUGCAAGAGGUCUAAAGAAAAACUUCUGGCUGAAAUUGGGUCUCUUUUGACAGAAAUUGCCUUCCUGAAGGAAGUGCGGGAGCAGCUGAGGUACAAGGAUCCUGAAUCUAGGAAAGAAACUACUAAAGCCCUUACUGAAACCAUCCAGGCCAAGCUGGAGGUGGCCCAUGCUAAGAUAGAGGCUGCUGAGGCUAAGAAGGAGACCUUAGAGGCCCAGAAGAAGGCAGAGGAAGCCAAGGAAACAGCAGAAGCGGCUCAGGCCCGAGAGGAUAACCUGUUGGCCUAUGUCUCAAAAAUCGCUACCCUGGCCUACCAGCAGGCCGCUGAGGCAGAGUAUGACAGCGCCCAGGCCCGGAAAGCCAUGGCAGUAGCAGAGGCCAUCCAAGGGGCUGCCUUUGUUGAUAGCAAAGUCCGGCGCAGCCAUAAGCAUAAUCAGGAUAAGCACCAUAGAGGUCAUCGGAAUCAUGGGGAGUGCCGGUGUCACCACAGUCAUCACAGUCAUCACAGCCACCACAGUCACCGGAGCCACUGUGAGACCCAGAGCGAUCUGCCAAGUUCAGAACCAGAGACCCCAAGCAGCAACCAAUAAGAAGGAUGGAAGUAUAGCAGGAUAGAUGAAGAGAGAGGGGUGGCUUGAUAGAUGAUGCCAUGUGU